This is a messenger RNA of Strongylus vulgaris, 554 nucleotides long. The record is from the annotation of a GenBank genome assembly. Lineage: Eukaryota; Metazoa; Nematoda; Chromadorea; Rhabditida; Strongylidae.
AUGUCGUUAGAGUUGCCUGGUUUCGACUUGGCAUACCGGAACGUUCUGCUGAAUGGUCGAGUCGAAUACAGUGUGAAAUUUUUUGGUUCGCAAGAAGUAAAAGAAGCGAAGGGGACUGAAGUAAUUCGAGACGCUAUCCAUGCUAUUCAAUUCCAAAAUGGCCUGAAACGGUUUGAAUCCACACAGGCUGGCAAUAAACUUCAAAAAGUUGACAUCCAAAUAAACGUUGAAGGAGUUACAAUAGUAGAUUCGAAGACAAAAAUGGCUCUCCAUCGAUAUCCUCUUCAAAAAAUCUCUUUUUGUGCCGAUGAUAAGCAGGAUAAAAGAAUAUUUUCGUUCAUUACAAAGUCGGAGGCCGACCCAUCAAGACACGAAUGCUUUGUUUUUCUAAGUGACAAAAUGGCCGAACAAAUAACAUUGACAGUAGGAGAAGCGUUUGACUUAGCUUAUAAGGUAGGUAGACUAGUUUAUUUUUGCAUAAGUUUAGUGCGAAACCUCAAAGUAGGUUCAACUUACUACUUUCUCUCGAAGAUCGAUGUAAUCAGUUUAUAACA